Theobroma cacao (cacao) is the source of this 2165-nucleotide messenger RNA. Its product is annotated as Zinc finger C-x8-C-x5-C-x3-H type family protein. Gene Ontology annotation, molecular function: metal ion binding; mRNA binding. The record is from RefSeq and is a predicted model, not a curated record. NCBI's taxonomy places the organism in Eukaryota, Viridiplantae, Streptophyta, Magnoliopsida, Malvales, Malvaceae.
CAAGAAAAAUCAAACAACCAAAAAAGCCCCCUAACCCAGGUCGUACGGCAUUAGAGAGAGAAAGAGAGAGAGAGAGAGAGAGAGAGAGGAGUAGAGAGAGAAAAAACAAAAGCUCAAUUACAGUGAAAGAAUCUCUAUCUCUCUUCUUCUUCUUCUUCCUUCUUACUCUUCUUAGCAAAGUUCCACUAUCGAUCGAGCUCUCUGCGAUCAUUCUAGAACAUUCCAAAAUUCUCCGUAGAACCUUCCAAUUUUUUUCUUCUCCCUUUUUUUUGAUUUUUUUUUCUGUAGAGCCGGUAAGGCACUACUGUACAGAAAACCCCCCAGAAGAAGAACCCCGUUUUGAUGGAGUUGUACGGUCGCAACCCGGGGCGGAAUGGGUCGCAGUCGGGUCACCAGCCCGAGUGGAGCCCCGCCGGUCCUGAAACCGGCCUCGAAGAAUCGAUGUGGCAAUUGUCGUUGAGGGGCACCGAAUCCUACCCGGAACGGCCUGGGGUACCCGACUGUGUUUACUACAUGCGAACCGGGUUCUGUGGAUACGGGAAUAGGUGCCGUUACAAUCACCCUCGCAACCGCGCUGCGGUUGAGGCCGCUGUAAGAGCUACAGGGGAGUACCCUGAACGACCAGGGGAACCCGCAUGUCAGUUUUAUUUGAAAACUGGGACCUGUAAAUUUGGUGCAUCCUGUAAGUUCCACCAUCCAAAACAUGGAGGCGGAUCCUUCAGCCAUGUUCCAUUGAAUAUAUAUGGAUACCCAUUACGACCGGGUGAGAAAGAAUGCUCCUACUAUUUGAAAACGGGGCAAUGCAAAUUUGGUAUUACUUGUAAAUUCCAUCAUCCUCAACCAGCUGGCACAUCAAUGCCAGCAUCUGCACCUCAGUUUUAUCAGCCGGUGCAGUCUCCUUCAGUCCCUAUGCCUGAACAGUAUGGGGGGGCAUCCACCAGUGUGAGAGUGGCAAGGCCUCCACUAUUACCUGGUUCAUAUGUUCAAGGGGCUUAUGGUCCUGUACUGUUUUCCCCAGGAGUGGUUCCUAUUCCGGGUUGGAGUCACUACUCGGCGCCUGUAAGCCCAGUACUCUCUCCUGGUGCACAACCUGCUGUUGGAGCAACUUCUCUCUAUGGACUAACGCAGCUAUCUUCUUCAACACCUUCACUUGCAGGACCUUAUUCCUCCGUGCCUUCUUCUACUGGCCCUGCAAGCAGUAACCAGAAGGAGCAAACAUUUCCGGAGAGACCUGGUGAACCUGAAUGCCAAUACUAUUUGAGGACUGGUGACUGUAAAUUUGGAUCAUCUUGUAGGUAUCAUCAUCCUAGAGACAGGGUUGUGCCACGAACAAAUUGUGUCCUCAGCCCAAUGGGACUUCCUUUACGUCCAGGGGUGCAGCCUUGUUCUUUUUACUUGCAGAAUGGGCACUGCAAGUUUGGGUCCACAUGCAAAUUUGAUCAUCCGAUGGGAACGAUGAGAUAUAGUCCUUCAGCAUCAUCUCUCAUUGAUAUGCCGGUCGCUCCCUAUCCAGUUGGGUCUUUGCUGGCUACAUUGGCCCCUUCUUCCUCUUCUUCUGAAUUGCGACCUGAGCUGAUUUCAGGGUCUAAAAAGGAUUCUUAUUUGAGCAGAAUUCCUUCUUCUGCAAGCACAUCUAGUAGUUCAGUUGGUUUGAUUUUUUCGCAGACAGGUUCUGUUCCCCUUUCAGAUUUGCAGCUUUCAAGUCAGAGUUCUGUUCCUUUAAGCAGUAGCAGAAGCACAAGACAGGGUGGUGAGGUUCGUCGCUCGAAUUGAUGUAAAGUGCUAGAGCCAUUCUUCAUAAUCUUGCAGAUGUGGUUUCACCAACCAUGAUAUGUUUUCUGUUAAUAGAUCUCAGUAAAUUAUAGUCAAUUGUGAAAAGUUACAUUUCUCAGCAUCAAGGGUUCUCAACCAAUCUGCCUUACCUCACAAUAGGACUGAUUGUAACUUAUGCCUAGCUUGUCUUUUUAUUACCGUCAAUAUUAUCUGCAAUAAGCUUUUGUAGCAAACAGAGUAUGAAGUAUGAACUACUACCUUCUCUUCCAAAUAAUCACAACAGAAAGCUAUUGUAUCAGGUUAACCUGUGACUGUCCAUUCAACUUGAUGUUUUGUAUACUCAUCAAUUUGCAAUGAAGACUUGAAGAGGAUUGCCAGUUCCUUGUAUACUA